This is a messenger RNA of Effrenium voratum, 1845 nucleotides long. NCBI's taxonomy places the organism in Eukaryota, Dinophyceae, Suessiales, Symbiodiniaceae. The record is from the annotation of a GenBank genome assembly.
GGGUGGUUUUGGGGUUGAGCCCAAGAUCCCCCCGAGACCCGCCGGGUCGAGACCCGUCCCUAUGGCGGGCCAUGGAGGGCGCCUCCAAGUGCUGGAGCUCGAAGCUCAACCCUUUGCGAUGCUGCCUUGGCACCACUUGGGGCGCAGUCCAGGAACAAGUCGAUGCGUGCUGGACGCAGGAGCGGACCUUCGCAAGCUGCUGCCUGUCGGAGCGGAUGCUGAUGAGAUCGGAGCUGUGGGCGUGGAAGAACAACUUCUUCAGCUGCGGCUGCAAUAUCUCGCAAGACGUCCGCAGCAGACACGCCUUCUGCCGCCUGCGCGACAUGCUGGCGCCAGAUGCGCGGCCGGAGUGCAUGACGUACUCCUACACGUACAUCCUGGAGCUUGUCACUGAGUUCGGGCGCCUCUUCCGGGUGAACACGCCCCUCUUGCAGUCCAAGGACUUGGCACUCUGCGUGCCAGGCAUGUUCAUCAUCAUGCUGACGGACUUGCUAGCCCGCAUGCCCUAUGAGAAGAACUUGACGCAACUUACUAGCUUUCACUAUGUGAACCACGUUUUCCCUUACGCCCUGAAGGCGACCUCUGAACUGGCAGCAGCUGGGUGGAAUGUGAUUCCAGUCUGGCAGUCUGUGAAGGCAAUGGCGCAUGAUCUGCGCUAUGGCGGCACCGAGCCCAUUCCCGGCACUGCCGCUGAGGAUUGUGCGCAGUUGUUGCCGGACUUGCUAGGCGAGGUUAAGCGGGGCGCUGUGGAGCAGGAUGCUUUCCAGCUGCGGCGGGCAGCCGCCGCUGUGCCUCCGGCAUGGAGGCUGCAUCAGUGGGGUAGCAGCUGCUCCCGGUGCUGCCUGGUGCCGGCCAGCCUGGCGCUGGCAGGUCUGGGCAGCCUGCGAAACAAGGAGCGGCUGGACCGGGCCGUGCAUUUCAUGGCUCAGGCAGCCCAAGGCGACUGGGUCACGCUCCUGCUUUGGAGCCCCUGGCCGGUCCUUGAGAUCUUGGAGACCUUCCUGCCCUGGCGGCAGCGUGUGAUUGGGCUGGUCACGGUGCAGACCAUGGAUCAGGAGUCCUCCUGCUUCGGGCAGACCGUGUCCCAAGUGCCGCCUGUGAAGCCGAAGGCGGCCACCAGCCGCCGCGCGGCGGUGGUGCUGCGGGGCCGGAGCUUCUUCUGGCGCCGGGGCGGGGAACAUUUGAACCUCCCGGAGUCGGUGCCGGAGCAGCUCCUGGCAGCCAGGAGCCACAUGUCCAAAGUGGUCAAGCCAUUGGAGGCCUUGGGGUACGAGGUCAGCAUCUACGGCGCGACCUAUGAGACUGCAUUUCUGCAACGCCUGGAGGCAGAGUAUCAGCCCAAGCUCGCAGCAAACUUCUCGCGGCUGCCACUUCCGGGGUCGCAGCGGCAAGGCGUCGAAGCGGCACUGAACCUGGUCCCUUCGGACAGCGCCCUGGUGGUUCUGCUGCGCUUCGAUCUGGUGCUGAAGCGUUCCCUGGGCCCAUUUCUGGCGGCCUGGCCACGCCAGGAGUUUCUGGCGCCGUUCUGGUGCGAGCUCUCCAAAAUCUCCCUGCUGGAGGGUGGUAGCCUUUGUGUGUCCGACGUGCUGCAAAUCUUCCCUGGUCAUGAGCUGGCUCGUGUGCAGCAGGCCCUCGGUGCCAUGGAAUCCCCCCAUGGCCACGCGCACUUCCACGACUGGCUGCAGCUGCUGGUGGAGCAGGGCGUGCUGCCAAACCAGGUGGGCGUGCUGGUGCCUGGGCGCUUUAUUGCAGAUCCCGGCGCGCAGUGGAACCCCCUCUACGACUUCGCGAAUCGGGAUCGCCGCAGCCCUCCCCCGGGCAUCAACCGCGGGAACUGGACGUGAG